Molecule: messenger RNA, 1467 nt
Organism: Colletotrichum paranaense
Lineage: Eukaryota; Fungi; Ascomycota; Sordariomycetes; Glomerellales; Glomerellaceae
Exons: 4
Coding region: 1-1467 (488 amino acids)
Molecular function (GO): oxidoreductase activity
Source: RefSeq, a predicted model, not a curated record
AUGACUUCCUGCAAGCGUUGGGCCUGGCUGUUUGGAGCAAUCGUCGUGCUUCUCACACUCACUACGCCCGGUAACGCUCAUCACAAGAAGAAACCGGACACGUUAGCCCCGCCGCCGGCCCCAAUACCGAGACCAUCCGUAUCUCAAGGGCCAAGACCAAAGCCUCCCCCCGCGCCUGUUCCGAUAGCACCGCCAGGUCCCAAGCCAAAGCCAACGGUAACUCCAACUUCAAUACCAAAAGCACCUCCUGCGCCGGUGCCCAUCGCACCGCCGGCGCCUAAGCCGAAGCCGAAUCCACCAAAGGCGAAGCCCGAGUUCACAGAGGAGGAGAUUAAUAAUGGAACGGCUCUGGCAAAACUCAACAAGAGGGCACUCGAGAAUGUGCGGAGGAUCAAUGUGCCACAGAAACAUCCAAUAUCCAACAUUACGACCAAUGGUACGAGGUUGUGCCAGGGAGAAGGCGUGUUGAUGAGGAAAGAAUGGCGGAAGUUGACUGUCACGGAAAGAAAGUCCUUCAUAACCGCCGUGCAAUGCAUUAUGAACGAGCCGGUCAUUUCGGAUCCCAAGAGAGUGCCGAUGGCAAAGUCUCUUUAUGACGAUUUUGUAGCUGUUCACUACACUAGCUUCCGCAACACACAUCUUACAGCCUCAUUCUUUGCAUGGCAUCGUUAUUACUUGGCUAGCUUCGAGCAAAGACUGCGCACUCAAUGUAAAUACAAAGGUGCUCUUCCAUACUGGGAAUGGGGACUCGAUGUAAACAACCCAGCCGCCUCACCCCUCUUUGACGGCACCGAGCUCUCACUAGGAAGUGAUGGCGAGUUCAUCCCCCACGAUGGCCUGCAACUACGUCAGCCCUUCUCAAACAACACCAUCAAACUCAAACCCGGGACCGGAGGAGGUUGCAUCAAGUCAGGCCCCUUCCAGAACAUGACCGUCCACAUUGGUCCCGCUGCACUCGCGCAAUACGGCACCACGAAGCCCUUCAACGUCACAGAUCCCCUACAAGACCUGCCUAGAUGCCUGAAGCGGGACCUGAACAAGGAUGUGGCCCAGCGGUUCAACUCAUUCAGGAACACGACGACACUCAUUCUCGAGCAGACCAACAUUAAGAACUUCUCUUCGCUAUUACAAGGAGACGAUCGCUUCUUCCCCAACACACUGGGAAUCCACGGCGGUGGUCAUUUCAUUAUUGGUGGCGACCCCGGGGCGGAUGGUGUCAUCGCACCCGGCGACCCGGCAUUCUGGGUCCAUCAAGCCCAGGUCGAUCGUGUGUACUGGAUCUGGCAGAACCUUGAUUUGAAGAAUCGCCAGGGAGUGUUUGGUACGAUGACUCUUCAGGAUAACCCAAAAAGCCCUGAGGGCAGUGUCGAGGAUGAUAUUGACCUCACGCCUCUCAACUCGCCAGUAAAGAUCAAGAACCUGAUGAACACGGUUUCUGGGGCGCCGCUUUGCUACAUGUACGAAUAG